This is a messenger RNA of Bombina bombina (fire-bellied toad), 1628 nucleotides long. It is a transcript of the gene FGF6, whose product is annotated as fibroblast growth factor 6. Gene Ontology annotation, biological process: regulation of cell migration; animal organ morphogenesis; positive regulation of cell population proliferation. Gene Ontology annotation, molecular function: growth factor activity; fibroblast growth factor receptor binding. The transcript is spliced from 3 exons. Lineage: Eukaryota; Metazoa; Chordata; Amphibia; Anura; Bombinatoridae. The coding region runs from base 353 to 970 and encodes 205 amino acids. Gene Ontology annotation, cellular component: cytoplasm. The record is from RefSeq and is a predicted model, not a curated record.
ACUCCUAGCAGGUUAGUGUAAUGCUGCACUGCUUCUCUGCCUUUGGCAUGUUGUUGAUGUCAGAAUGACGUUGGGGAGAGGGACAGCCUAUGUACUAUAAAGAUAGAUCAAGCAAAUAUAUCUAGGCUGCCCAUCAGAAAACUGGAGCUACAAAACAUGGUCCCCAACACUUUGAAGUUUGCUGGUCUGUCUCUGUUCCCUAGUCAUUUUCUCACAGGCUUUAGUUUCAUGUCAGCAGUCCCUAUCUGCCUUCCAAAAAUAAGCCUCUGCCGCCAUGCUAAAGGGAGAAAAACAAGAAGGGCGGUAUUUUUAGGGACAUUAAUUCUGACCACGUGUCUACAAGGUGAACCGGAUGGCUGUUUCACAAAGCCUACUCAUCACUAUGUCCUAUGGAGCCAGAAUUCACUGGACGUUACUUGCUUUUGUUGUGUUUGGUUUUCUGGCUGGGAUUGUUUCAUCGUAUCCUCUUCCAAAUAGAGCUAAUGGAAGGUCACUGGAAAGAAGAUGGGAAUCUUUAUUCUCCAGGUCUUUGGGAUUGACCGCAGAUAAAUCAGAUGUAAAGUGGAAGAACGACUAUUUGGUUGGAAUCAAAAGACAGAGAAGGCUUUACUGCAAUAUAGGAAUCGGGUUUCACCUACAGAUCCUCCCAGAUGGAACGAUAAGUGGGGUACAUAGUGAAAACCAAUACAGUCUUUUAGAAAUUUCAACUGUAGAACGAGGGGUUGUUAGCUUGUAUGGUGUGAAAAGUGACCUGUUUGUAGCAAUGAACAACAAGGGUCGGAUGUAUGCCUCGCGAACAUUUCAGGACGAAUGCAAAUUUAAGGAAAUUCUACUAUCAAAUAAUUACAAUGCCUACGAAUCAAAGCAAUAUCCUGGAGCUUAUCUUGGCUUAAGCAAACAUGGAAGAAUUAAGAGAGGAACAAAAAUCUCACCAGCCAUGACAGUGACACACUUUCUUCCAAGAAUGUGAUGGCUGUUGAUGCUUAACCUAAAAUGUGUAUUUAAAUUUUGCACAUGUGAAUAAUCUCCCAGGUAAAAUAUUUAUACGAUAUAAGAAUAUAUGUAUAUUUGGAUGGAAAUCUUUGUACUGAAUCCAAAAUGACCGGCUCCCAACUUGUAUGGCGCUUUCUGUACUACACACACUGUAAACUUAAACUUAUCUCUAAAGGAUAGAGGUUAUGUGUUUUUUUUCCCCAACAAUUCUUGUUAUUUUUUUUUUCUGCUGGGAAACUGAACAUGAAGUUCUUAACGCUUAUAAAAAGUCAGUUAGGUAUUUUCUUUACCUCAAAGACAACUUCCUGUUUUGUGGCUGACCCAGUAGGUGCAUGUAUAUAGCUAAUUGUGAAUGUUGCAUUUUUCUAAGGUUAAAAUUAAUCGAGGAAGCUGAAUGUGUUAAAAAAUGUUAUGGAUUUACAUCACUAAGAAGCCAUGUUCCCUCUGAGGUAUAUUUUUUUUUAUUUGUGCAUGCGCACAAAAAGAGACGCUAUUUACUCAUAUUUUUAAAAAAAAAUUCUAAAAAUUAAAAAAAUAUAUGUUUUUAGGUUGUUGGUUUUUUUGAUAACAUUUUACAAGAAAUAAACAUUAAAUAAAUAAAGUAAAAAUAAUAAAAUCUAUAUUGUCACAAUCAA